AUGAAAAUAUUAAUGGCCAAGCCUAUAUUCCUGAAGAACUUUGUUGAAUUCAUUGGAAACAUUCAGACAGUGUUCAUUUUCCUUCUGUUUCCCAUUUGCUUUACUAUGAAUUUCAGGGCACCUCCUCUUAUAGAAAAUGCUACAUACCUCUGGACAUGGAAUGCGCCAACUGAAAAUUGUCCACAUAGUUAUUCAGUAUUGCUAGAUCUAAGUCUUUUCUCCUUAAUAGGAAGCCCAAGAAAAGGCUAUGCAGGAAAAGGUAUUAUAUUAUUUUAUGCUAAUAGACUUGGAUAUUAUCCUCAUAUAUAUGCAGGCAAAUAUUUGAAUGGAGGAAUUCCCCAAUUGGGACAUCUGCAAAACCAUUUGAAUAAAUCCAAUAAAGAUAUUUACAAAUCCAUUCCAAAAGAUAAAUGUGGCUUGGCUGUCAUUGACUGGGAAGAUUGGAGACCUACUUGGGCAAGAAACUGGAAAUCUAAGGAUGUUUACCGGAAUCUAUCUAUUGAACUGGUUCAGCAAAAAUAUAUAAAUCUUGACGAUAAAAAAGCCUACGAGGUAGCUAAAAUGGAGUUUGAAAAGGCAGGAAGAGCAUUCAUGGAAGAGACCUUAAAGCUGGGAAAAUCACUUCGGCCAAAUUACUUAUGGGGUUAUUAUUUAUUUCCUGAUUGUUAUAAUCAUCAUUACAAAAAACCCAAUUACAAUGGAAGUUGCUUUGAUAUAGAAAAGCUUAGAAAUGAUAGACUUAAUUGGUUGUGGAAGGAAAGCACUGCACUUUACCCAUCCAUUUAUUUGAAUUCCCACCUAAAGUCAACUCCAAAAGCUGCCCUCUUUUCCCGUAAUCGUAUUCUAGAAUCAAUUCGAGUUUCACAAGUCCAUGAUGUUCGAAAUCCUCUUCCAAUUUUUCCUUAUGUGCGUCCAGUUUUUACUGAUACAGGAGAAUACCUUUCUGAGACUGACCUUGUGAAUACAAUUGGUGAAGCUAUUGCUCUAGGUGUCUCUGGAAUUGUAGUGUGGGGGAGCACCAAUCUAAGUGAAUCUCAGGAUGCCUGUUUAAGAAUACAAAAAUACAUGAAGAUUGUAAUGAACCCUUAUUUAAUCAACGUCACCCUAGCAGCCAAAUUGUGUAACCAAGUGCUUUGCUAUGAUAAAGGAAUAUGUAUAAGGAAAAACUGGAAUUCAAGUGACUAUCUUCACCUGAACCCAACUAGUUUUACUAUUAAAACUGGGAAACUUGGAAAAUACAAAGUUUAUGGAAAACCCAAGCUCAGAGACCUGUAUGAAUUUUCUAAAAAAUUUCAAUGCAGCUGUUUUGCCAACAAGCAGUGUAAGGAAAGAGUUGAUGUACAAGACAUUCAUUUUGUUCAUGUCUGUGUUGGUAGAGAUGUUUGCAUAAAAUCCUGUGUAAACCAGAAAUUAUGGCCUUGUUCCAGUAGAAAGAGUGGCUUUCUAGCAAUUCCACAAAAGUCUCAUCAUCCUUGCCAUCGGCCACAAUACACCAGGUAUUCAUGGAAAUAA
Suncus etruscus (white-toothed pygmy shrew) is the source of this 1512-nucleotide messenger RNA. RefSeq names its product hyaluronidase PH-20-like. Lineage: Eukaryota; Metazoa; Chordata; Mammalia; Eulipotyphla; Soricidae. Gene Ontology annotation, cellular component: acrosomal vesicle. The transcript is spliced from 3 exons. The record is from RefSeq and is a predicted model, not a curated record. The coding region runs from base 1 to 1512 and encodes 503 amino acids. Gene Ontology annotation, biological process: hyaluronan catabolic process; fusion of sperm to egg plasma membrane involved in single fertilization; carbohydrate metabolic process. Gene Ontology annotation, molecular function: hyalurononglucosaminidase activity.